AUGGACGUGAAAGACACCGUAUCGACGUACCGACUCCGACCGGAGGACCUUGGCGCUUAUCUCAAGAUAUUGUUCCGUAAAGACAUCCCAGUCCAUUUCGAGGAAUCUAAGAACAGAGCCUCGGAGUAUCCUACCAAUCUUGUCCGGACAGAAGCGUAUCGCCACACGCUCGAGUCUUACCGCAGAAAGCUCAACGCUGGAGGGUUAUUUCAUCCUGAUUAUCGCGGAUUAGGUUUCAUUGAGCUAUAUGAAGGCGACAAUGCAUUUCGCAAAUCAAAUCCUCUCAAUACGGUCGACCAACUUGGUAGACAGAUCGACGAAGAAGAUGUCGCACCCUUUUGGCGAAUGAUAUUUCUCCGGUCCAAAUCGAAUCGAGAAGCUUUAGGAUGCAGCAAGGAUCAGCUCACGCUUUUACUCACAUAUCAUCAAGUAAUGCCUUCUUUUUUGGACUUCGUAUUAACUUUCUGUACUCGCGAACGCCCCGUAACACAUGCGAUAUUCAGACAUGAAGAUUACCUUGAAGAGAACAGUAAAAUGUUUUUAGUACCACCACUUAAACGGUCCGGUGUACAGAUUCAACAUGCUUUCAACAUCCUAUCCGUGGAGCGAGCGGACGAGAGGAUGGAAAAGAAUCAAUGGCCGUUACGCCAAGUUGCGGCCUACUACUCUUUUGAUGUUAUUAAUGGCCGGAGUCUAUGGAUUGUUAUCAAGGGGAAUCCACUCAUAGCGAGACGCAUUGUGUCCGCAAUGGAACACCAAAGACGCCUAAGGGCUACAGCUAUUACUGACGCCGAGACGUCGUUUAUCGCUGCUCUUGAGGUUCAUAUGAUCAUGAUUGAUUGGUGUUCUGAAAAUUGGGCAGAGUAUAUCGAAUAUGUCGAAGAACUAGUCAACAUCAUUUCCAUCGGAGGAAAGACAACGCCAGUUGAUGAAGUAACUGCGGCAACAGAGAUCGAGACGGCGCAUUCACCAAGAGCCACCAAUACCUUUGGUUUGCAAAGCCAAUCGGCCAGUAUAUUCAGCAGUCCUCGGCGAUGGAAAAUUCGGGAAUCUUCAUCCAAUUUGUUCAAGACCAUCCGGCGGGUUUCUGGACUUGAAAGCAGGACACCCCCUAAUGACGAGGAAAAUACAGAGGUAGAAAAGGGGGUCGAAGACGCGGCGGAAUUACAGGACGAACGCGAUAAACUUUCCGAUCUCGAGAAGGAAUUCUCUUUCCGGAAAUAUCAGAGCAUGAGCCAAUUAUCCGUAGAGCUGGAGAGAGCAUUGGUGGUCAUCGAGCAGAAUAAAGGGGUACUCGAAGCCAUUGAGGAGCAUUACCACUCUAUCGUCAAGUCAUAUGGGUUCACGACUUACAUGAAGAAAGGCCUUUGCGAUGACGAUCUAGCCGCUUUCUUCACUAAGAUACGAAGUACCAAGAGAGAGCUGGAGACGCACCAUCGUCGCUUACAGACAGUAUCUCAGGCGCUGGACAAUGACAAGGCGAUGUUCUCGACGCUCUUGCAAUAUAAGAGCGAGAAGGUAUCAGAGUACUUCGCCAGCAGCGCAAAAGUAUCAUCGGAUCGAAUGGAAGACAUCGCAGUGCGGACGGAGCAGGAGACGCUGUCGAUGCACGUGAUCACGAUAUUUACGCUGAUAUUCCUGCCGGGGACCUUCAUAGCUACCCUCUUUAGCAGCGGCGUGUUCCGCUGGGACGACGACGGGUCUCUGGGAUCGGACUGGGUUAUCCGGCAGAACGCCCUGAAGCUCUUCUUCUCGGUGUGCGUCCCCAUGAUGGUCGUCAUUCUCGUCUCGUGGUCGGUGCUGUUUAUUUAUAUGAGGCGGAAGAGGCAGCAGGGAAAGCGAAAGGCAAAGAAAGGCCGCGACGCCCGAAGGAACUUAACAAGAGGUGUUACAACCACUAAUCCUAACCAAGACCCAAGGCCAUUUACCGACUUCUCUAGAUACAUAGAUAAGAAGCAAAAGCGCUUUAUUGGAUUGGACGCCUCGGACAAUGAUACUAGCUUCAUCCCCUUCUACGUUCUACGUGACUACUGGACUAAAAAUCGAAUAAGCUCGGUCCUAAAGGCUUCCAGUGGCACACGACUUACUCCUAAUAUCGACAACAUACAUAACCAUUAUAUCCGUAUUUUCUCGAUCCUUGUAUAUGACCUGAACGAUGCCAAGUUACCACUGAAACAACAUCCAGCGGAAUGGUCGCAGAGCCCCAUUCAUAAAAGCUUAUUUGACCUGGUCUUCAAACACCAAUGGAUCUUCUUCCCACUCAUUUUCAACGACGAUCAUCUAGAUGAUCAUUGCCUUGACGAUAACGUCGUGCUCCCCAUCGAGAAGUUGACACAGAUCUCCCAAGGAGAUGCAGCGAUCGUUCAGAUGAUAAAAAUUGACGACUCGUGCAAUUCUCUCACUCCAAAGAACCUGCGCGGUCGACCGGACCAAGACAUAUUCGUACUGAAGACGUAUCAUAGUCCUAAGUUCGAGAGGCUUUAUGUCAAUGAAAUCAAGGCUUUGCGGUUGCUUAAAAGCUCGCCCUCCCCGAAUAUUGUUACUUAUUAUGGCUCCUUUCAGCAAAACGGCACAUACAAUAUCAUACUCGAGCAUGCCGAUAAAGGAGACCUAGCCGAUCUAUUCAAGGAACGGCGUCGCCCAGAAGGUGCCGACAUUGAACAAUUCUGGAAAAGCCUAGUGCCACAGUGUCUGGAUGGCCUGGGCCGCAUCCAUCACUUGAUGAUGAAUGUUGACGAAGACGACGUUAAUGGGAUCCACGAAGACAUCAAACCUGCAAAUAUCCUCCUUUUCAAGGGUCGCUCAGGUUCGCGCUAUGACUUCGUCCCCAAAAUCGCAGACUUUGGGCUAUUCACUCAUGUCAGAAAGUCGAAGGCGAAUAGUAGCGAAGCCAUGGGUCUAGACAAUCUUGGGAACCAGCUAUACAGUUCGCCGGAAUGUAGUCAUACGUCCUCUUACCGGGAGAAUGCUCCAAAUAUGAUCAGCACCAAAGCCGAUAUUUUCUCAUUUGGAGCUGUUUUGAGCGACGCCUGUGCAUGGGUAAAGGGGGGACCGGAUGAGAAAGCUAGAUACUACGAACAGCGGAGACAGUACCACCAAAGCAUUAAGGCAUUCCGCGGAAGCGAUUAUGAAGGCUGUUUUCACGAUGGCGUAGACCGCUUGCCCGUCGUCGACCAGAUGCAUAAUAGCAUUCGGGACCAUUGCCGAUCCGUCGGGGAUAGUAUAACUCCCCGUGUUAUCGACAUGAUUGAGCAGCAUAUGUUGCUACCAAAUGCCAACAGCCGCUACAACGCUAAGCAACUGAGACACAAGUUCAAUGAGAUUUUCGACAUCCCAGUCGAUGGAAACCAGCGUCCACCGAUCGAUACACUAGCUUCAGACUUGGCUCCGAACGGGCACGAACGAGGCCUUUGUCUCACCGCUCUAGGUGAGAAUAUCGACAGAUUAGAAGCAAUCUCUCAUCUUAGCGCUAGAAAGCCGCGAGAUUCUAUAGACUUGGAGAUCCAAGAGCUCGUCGAUGACCUGUCGUUUAACGUAUCCGAUCGGCAUCAUAUUUUCUUCUUCGACGACUCCACGACGAUGGAGAGGUAUGCGCAGUCUGUAGAGAAAACGUCUCUCGCACUUAUCCAGUUGGCUAGGCUGUUGGAAGGAAACAACGUAGAGCUUUCCUUCGCUUCCAACCCGAAGCGCCUCCAUCGCAGGCAUCGGAUGAAAAAACUAGCCGAGAUAGUGGCACAUCACGGCUACCGCCGCGAACCAGGGCUAAUGGAGCUCGGUUUUGGACGCCUCGUUGACGAUGUGAUCAUCCCCCACCUGCCUAUUAGAAAAUUCGGCCUAAAUAUCAACCCUCGAGCGAGAAAACCAACGAGCAUAUACGUCUUUACAGAUGGCGACUGGGGCAACGAACGGGAGGUUGCCUACCGCAUCGAACGGCCGAUUCAGCGGCUGAAUAAGCUACUGCAGAAUCGGAAGUUGGAUAAGAAUCACAUCUCGUUCCAUUUCGUGCGGCUUGGUGACAGCGAGAACGGGAGAGAAUACCUCGAUUACCUAGACAGUUUCGGCAGAGACGAUAAUUGGGAUAAUGUCGAUGUCAAGAACGUGCUCAGUCCUGUCAAAGAUAUUGUCAUUGGCCCGCUCGUCCAAUGA
Molecule: messenger RNA, 4146 nt
Organism: Daldinia caldariorum
Lineage: Eukaryota; Fungi; Ascomycota; Sordariomycetes; Xylariales; Hypoxylaceae
Exons: 12
Coding region: 1-4146 (1381 amino acids)
Biological process (GO): protein phosphorylation
Molecular function (GO): ATP binding; protein kinase activity
Source: RefSeq, a predicted model, not a curated record